GGGAAGGUGGGUGGCGAUGUUGUCAACGUGACUGUCAUCAAGCAGAGGGAGAGAACAGCUAUGGAAGCCAUCCGUGGAUGAGUGCUUUAUCCCGUUGGACUUGAAAAGUGGCAGUGAGGCACUAGCCAACCGUAGAUUUUGUAGACAUAGAAACACAACGUAAAUGUUCAGGAAAUUAGUUAGACACUUGAACUCUUUAAAUUACAAUUUCGGAUAUCAUAUUGGAUUCAACAUUUCCCACGUAGCUAGCUUGCAAGUCUCAGUAGUCUGUCUCGCACAGGUAGAAUAACGUUAACGGUCGGUGACAAAGGAGGGGUAAGGUGGCGAGGUAACGAUGAAUCGGUUUCGAAAGUGGCUCUACAAGCCUAAGAGGACAGACCCUCAGCUCCUGGCCCAGUUCUACUAUGCUGAUGAGGAACUCAACCAAGUGGCCACAGAACUGGACAGCCUGGAUGGCAGGAAGGACCCUCAGAGGUGUACUCUGCUGGUCAACCAGUUCAGAUCCUGUCAGGACAAUGUGUUGAACAUUAUCAACCAGAUCAUGGAUGAAUGUAUCCCUGAUGACCGAGCCAACAGAGACUUCUGUGUCAAGUUCCCAGAGGAGAUUCGCCAUGACAACCUGGCAGGACAGCUGUGGUUUGGGGCUGAGUGUCUGGCUGCAGGCUCCAUCAUCAUGAACAGGGAGAUAGAGAGCAUGGCCAUGAGGCCUCUAGCCAAGGACCUGACCCAUAGUCUGGAGGAAGUCCGAAACAUCACGAGAGACCAGGCCCUCAGAGACCUCAACUUCUACACCGACCGCAUGAGGGAUGCACUGCGCCACUUCGACAGCCUCUUUGCUGAGUUUGAGCUCAGCUAUGUGUCAGCCAUGGUGCCUGUGAAGUCUCCCAAAGAAUACUAUGUUCAGCAGGAGGUGAUUGUGCUCUUCUGUGAGACUGUGGAUAGGGCGCUCAAGCUGGGCUAUCUCAGCCAAGACAUGAUCGAUGACUAUGAACCCGCUCUGAUGUUUACAAUCCCCAGACUAGCCAUUGUGUGUGGUCUGGUGGUGUACGGUGAAGGUCCACUCAACCUGGAUAGGAAACCAGAGGACAUGUCUGAGCUCCUCCGGCCUUUUCGCACUUUACUGAAGAAGAUCAGGGACCUGCUGCAGACCCUGUCAGAGGAGGAGUUGUUGACGCUGGAGCGGAGCCUUUGUAUCUCUCAGGACGGGGAGUUCCCCUUGGUCCCUGAGUGCCCCCCCACACCCACCCCAACCCCCACCAUCGCCCCAGGCCUCCCUUCAUCCAGCAGCCCCACCAGCGACACUGGUGAGGAGGGGAGCAAGGAGGAGAGAGAGCAGCAACAGGAGGUGCUGUCUCUGUGCAUCUCCCACAUCCAGGAGGAGGAGGACAGGGAGUGGGAGGAGGUGAAGCGGGCGAAGGAGCAGAGUUCUCUGUGUGAGGAGGUGGAGGAGGCAGACCUGGCCUGCUCCAUGCAAUAUGAUGAGGAGGAGAUCGAACAGCUCAACAUGAUGGUGUACCGUGUGGGGGAUGAGAUGUCCACGCUGCUGUCCCCUCCCAGCCAGGGCCAGUCCCCGGCCCACCGCCCCAACAGAGGGGGCUCCAGCGGGGGAUCCAGCACCGAGGCCUCCCCCCUCCGGUUCCUGGUGGGCCGGGGAAGGACAGGUCUCUACCAUGAGGAGGAGGACAGAGUCUUCUUCAUGGAGGACCUGGAUGCAGGAGGGGACAUUGUGACCAGCAGCCGUUUGACCUCACCUUCCAAAGCCCCUCAGCCCUCCUUGCCUCAGCCCCGCAGACCUGGCCCCCUGACAGACUCAACCAGGAAUGGCUGGUCCACUGAUGCUCAGUCAGAUCUGUCCCAGCAGCCCCAAAACCUGCCCACACAGUGCCCAAACACCAAGCGACCCGGCCCCACCCCCGGCCUGGAGCCCUUGCCCUACACUAACGGCUGGGAGGUGGGUCUGGAGGGGGGCGAGACUGCUGAAGUCAUUGCACACCGUAUGGGAGGGAUGAAGCUCUCGGCCACGGUCAUCUUCAACCCCGGCUCCCCCAGCCUGACUGAGCUGGCUGUGGACAAGCUGCUCCUGCCCCGCCCCCCCUCCUCCUCAGCUACAGAGCCCUGCGGCCCCCUGGUGGCCACCCAUUGCCUGCUCAACUCCUGUGUCUGCUGCGGCAGCUGUGAAGACGGCCAUGAUGACGCCCUCACCAUGGACAACACAGGGCUGGGGAUGGACCUGGGGUUGGACAAACAUUGCAAGCCCCAUCCUCCACACAGCUCUGUCAUCCAGUCCUCUGCCUGUUGCCUGGCCUCUUCAGGACACAACUUACAUAGGAAGGGGGACUCUCCCCCCCAGCUGAUGCCCCCCUCCUCCCGCUGCUCCUUAGAGCCUCCUCCAGGGGAGGAGGCAGGGGACCAGCGCUGUGACAAGUGCCUGGUGGUGGUGGCCCCGGGAUCUCAGCAGGGCCUGGGCCAGGACAGCAGCCCCAAUGGAGUAAGGGGAGCCCCAGAGCCCUGUGUCCACCAGUGGAGGACAGUGAGGAGGCCUCAGGCCAGCGGGGGAAGGGACAGGACAGGAACCAGAGAGACAGACGGGGAGUCCAAGGAAGAGAGCAAGAAGAACACUAGUUUUUUUCAGGACUCUCCUCUCAGCUCAGUCUCCAGUAGUGACUGUGAGAGUGUGUCUGUCACCACAUGUAGUCUGUCCAGCAGUGCUUACACAGCCAGCCCUGUCAGCAGUCUAACCACAAGCUCAGGGACGUCAGAGGAUCUGGACCACCAUGAGAUCCAGCUGGCCCUGCAGGCUGCUAAGAUGGCCGCCAGGAACAAGAUCCGCUCGCGCUUCCACAGCAGCAGUGACCUCAUCCACCGCCUCUUCGUCUGCAUAUCGGGUGUUGCUGACCAACUGCAGACAAACUACGCGGCUGACCUUCGAAGCAUUCUGAAGACACUGUUUGAAGUCAUGGCUACCUCUGAGCAGGGGGACAAUGACAAGCAGAAAGCAGGUCCAGGGCUGCGCAGCGCCAUGCUGGAGGACUGUGCUCUCUGUCAGGAGACCAUCUCUUCCUCUGAGCUGGCAGCCAAGGCCCGGGAGGAACAGUUCGAAGAUCCCCCAGACUGGGUUCCUGAUGAGGAAUGUGACUCCUGCAUCACCUGUAAGGCCCCCUUCACUGUCAUCCGCAGAAAGCACCACUGUAGGAGCUGUGGCAAGAUCUUCUGCUCUCGCUGCUCCUCCCACUCAGCCCCGUUACCACGGUACGGCCAGGUGAAGCCCGUUAGGGUGUGUACACACUGCUACAUGUUCCACGUCACACCGUUCUACAGCGACAAGACUGGCAUCUGACCCCUGCUGUACCAACAGACUCCCCCGCCUCCCUGCCCCCUGCCUCUACAGAAGCAUAUCCAGGGGAUAUGAGGCUAUAUUCAAAGUAAAUCCCCAACUGCACAGAGCGACCUUAACGAUCAACUUCAUCACACUGCACGGCAAGGCAAGGCUUUGAAAUAGGGAGGACAUGGAUGAGAGCGCAGAGAGAUUAAAUAAGGUCGGAUGUGAAGGCACAUAAACUAUGAUUAUACCCUUUCUGUUAUUUUUGAGAUGCUACUGCUGCCUGAAAGGGACCUACGGCGCCUGAUGCUAUGCUGUCCUCCUCCUCUGACUCACUGAUGCCUGUCUGUGGAGGCAGAGGAAGAAGAAAGAAAACAACCGACUGGAAAUAGGGUUUUGUACUGGCAUGUUGCAAGGCUACUCUGGACCGGUCCAGUGCUUUAGGAACAGCUUCUGGGGCUGUUUGAAGCUGAAGAGGGAGAGAAAGCCUUUGGAACAUUUCUGUUUUAUUGCUUGUGUAUAAAAAAGGCCUUCUGACAUCAUGUCCUAUGCUUUAGUGGGCUUCCCACACUUGUGCCAGAGCUCUCUCAGGGCUCCUAUGUUAAUUUAAAGAAUGUAAGUCAUAAUAAACAUGUAAAUUAAAGAUAAUUAUGUUGAUAGUGAUGAUAA
Salmo salar (Atlantic salmon) is the source of this 3988-nucleotide messenger RNA. It is a transcript of the gene zfyve28, whose product is annotated as zinc finger, FYVE domain containing 28. The record is from RefSeq and is a predicted model, not a curated record. Gene Ontology annotation, cellular component: early endosome membrane. Lineage: Eukaryota; Metazoa; Chordata; Actinopteri; Salmoniformes; Salmonidae. Gene Ontology annotation, molecular function: metal ion binding. Gene Ontology annotation, biological process: negative regulation of epidermal growth factor-activated receptor activity.